ACAGCACCGAGUCGUCACCUGCUGCAGUUGAAAUCAACCGAUGGGAUGAUCUGUCCUUAGUGCUACGUGCUUACGUUCCAUUUGCCCUUGAUAUUGACAAAUAUGUUACCCCUGUGUGGUGUGCCAUUGGGAUUAUCGGAAACAUUGUUUCAGCUAAGGUGUGGCUUCUACGUCGAAUGCGUAAAUGCAACACUUCAGCUUCGUACCUGACAGCACUGGCGAUUGCAGACAUAACCUUUCUUAUUUUACAUAUAUUUUACGAACUUCAAUACCCGUGGCACCGUGGGGCCCUGGAUUUACAAGGAUGGUGCCAGGUUUGGAACGUUCUUUACAUAGCAACACAAUACAUAUGUAUGCUGCUAGUGUUAGCGUUCACAGUUGAACGGUUUCUCUCUGUAUGUCAUCCAUUUGAAUGUGAAAGGUUUUCUCGGUCGUCGCGUUCCCCAAAGGUUAUUGUCUUGGUCUUGGUUACCUCCUUCGUGCUGUCGUUGCCACAGGGUUACUUCUGGCACAUCGGACCGAACACGGAGGAAUGCCAGGCUCGGGAAAACGACGACUAUCAGAAUAGCAGUAAGUUCUACAUAGUAUGGAACUGGACAACGGAGAUGGUAAUGUUCGCUUUGGUACCAAUUAUUGUCCUCAUUCUCAAUAUCUGUGUAUUGAGACAGAUUAAAAGUGUGGGGAAACUUUAUGUAAGUGACUCUGACCACCGAACGGCUAACGUUCGAUGUACGGCGACCACAGUUACACUUCUCUGGAUUUCAUUCUAUCUCAUCUUUACCAAGCUCCCAGUCACCAUUGUGUAUGCUCUUCAAACCAGUGUAAAGCUUGGCCAAUCCAUGCCUCUAGAUGAUAUGGGUAAUGACUGUACUUGGCAGAGCUAUUUCUCCUACUUUGCUAGUAGAAAGAUCGUGGAAGAGAUUGCCCUGUCCCAUCAUGCGUGUAACGUAUUUAUCUACUGUGCCACAAGUCGACAGUUUCGCCGUCAUUUUAAGGCUUAUUAUGGAAGUCUUGCCUGUUCAACAAUGCAUUCAGAUUGUGAACUCGAUGCUCCACAACCACUCCAAGUGAAGAAGUGAAACUAUUUGAAUGGAUGGUUCUGAUCUUUUCAUGGAAAUAGCUUUUGCUGAAAUAGCUUCGCGAUAUGAAUUAUCCCGUGAAGGAAACAUGAUCCUGAUGCUGAAUUUACUUAUAAAACCAAUAUCAUGCAAUAGUCGAAUAUUACACAAGGAUUAUACUUCAGACGUUUCUUGUGACAAUAUUGGAUUGAAAGAACAGAACUGAUGUGGGAAAAUCACGUUUUUACCUGAAAAGAAUUCCGUCUGAUGGAUUCUGGAGAGGACGACGUGAAGCUAGUCAGAACGUGUUUCUCAACGACCACCAUUGAAAGUCAGCAUCAUAAGAGUAUUGAUUCCUGUAUCGUACAUGACAAACAUGACAUUGGUUGUUUUCUGUUAACGCAUGAAAUGAGAACAAUAAUUAGAAUAAGGAAAACCGAAAAAGAAAUUAGUGGAUUUCGAAGCACACUUAAAUAUACACGUUCAAAUGGAAAUAUCGGGGCGGUGGGGUAGCCAAGUGGUUAAAUCGUUCUCUGGUCACG
Molecule: messenger RNA, 1600 nt
Organism: Haliotis rubra (blacklip abalone)
Lineage: Eukaryota; Metazoa; Mollusca; Gastropoda; Lepetellida; Haliotidae
Product: lysophosphatidic acid receptor 6-like
Exons: 1
Coding region: 177-1079 (300 amino acids)
Biological process (GO): G protein-coupled receptor signaling pathway
Cellular component (GO): plasma membrane
Molecular function (GO): G protein-coupled receptor activity
Source: RefSeq, a predicted model, not a curated record